Molecule: messenger RNA, 763 nt
Organism: Spirodela intermedia
Lineage: Eukaryota; Viridiplantae; Streptophyta; Magnoliopsida; Alismatales; Araceae
Source: the annotation of a GenBank genome assembly
AUGGGUUGACCAUAUUUCCCUCUUUCUUCAUUUUCAUCUUAUUUCUCUCUCUCCCUCUCUCUCAUGAGACCUCUCUUCUCUCUCCAUCUCUCGUGAGAUCUCUCCCUUUCUCCCCCUCUCUCUCAAUCGAUCUCCUUCUCUUUCUCUCUCUCGAUCAAUCUCCCUCUCUCUCUCUCUCUCUCGUGAGACUUUUCUCUCUCUGUCUCAUGUGAGAUUUCUCUCUUCUCUCUUUCUCUCCCUUUCAUGAGAGAUCUCAUCCCUUCUCUCUCCCAUGAGAGUUCUCUCAUGGUUCCCUUCCUUUAUUCUUCUCACCUCACCUUUCUAUUUUGUUAUUUCUGUUAAAUAUUAAUAAAAUAUUAAAAUCACUUUAUAAAUAAAUUAAAUUCAUUUUCAUGACAGAUUAAUCAAUAUCUUUGUGUUCAACUUAAGACUUACUUCAAUAUUAAUGUUUUAUUAAGUCUUAGUUAUAAAUAUUAUUAGAUAGUGUGUAUUUAAAUGCUACAACAAGUGCACAGUAUGAACCUACUGUCUGCUGAAGUUUUUAAUCAAUUUCAAUUGGGAGAGCUUAAGGAGACCCUUAUUGUUCUCCAACUAGUAGAUAGUUUAGUAAAAACUCCUCAAAGUUUGUUGGAGGAUGUCAUUAUUGAUGUGAAGGGUUGUUGUUUUUCUCUUAACUUUUUAAUCGUAGAUAUCCCUAUUAAAGAUGAUUUAUGUCAUGCACCAAUCAUUUUGGGUAGACCAUUCCUUGCCACAGCUAAGGUAA